This is a messenger RNA of Nasonia vitripennis (jewel wasp), 2115 nucleotides long. RefSeq names its product facilitated trehalose transporter Tret1-like. Gene Ontology annotation, molecular function: transmembrane transporter activity. Gene Ontology annotation, cellular component: membrane. The coding region runs from base 193 to 1644 and encodes 483 amino acids. Lineage: Eukaryota; Metazoa; Arthropoda; Insecta; Hymenoptera; Pteromalidae. The transcript has 5 exons. The record is from RefSeq and is a predicted model, not a curated record. Gene Ontology annotation, biological process: transmembrane transport.
AGUCAAUACAGAGUAUAUACGUAUGGAUUACAUCAUAUUGCUCAAACAGUCGGCCUAUUACAAUCGACAGCGUCAACAACGCGCGCAUCAGGUGCACGUACGGCAUAAACCGAUCUCAAGAGGGGGGAUGAAUCGGGUAGAUAAAAGCGAUAGUCGAGAGGAGUAGUAUCGGUUACUAACGCGCGCGCGAAGAUGCAGGCAGUAUCGGUCGCUGACGAGCCGCGAGUGUCGGUCACGACGGCCGAGAAAGCGAUGCAGGCCGUCGAGUUUGGAAAGCCCGCGGGGACUGCGAAGAAGGUCUUCUGGUCGCAGCAUGUCGCCAGCGUCACUUUGAGUCUCGUGAUGUUCCUGGUGGGUCUUGCCAACGGAUGGUCGUCUCCGUACCUGGCGCAGCUGUCGUUACAGGACGAAGUCGACGGCAUCCCAAGAGCGACCGAUAAGCAGCUGUCCUGGGUAGCGACCCUGAUGAAUUUCGGACGGAUAUUCGGUGCCAUGGCCGGCGCUGUAGCCCAGGACACGGUCGGUCGGAAGAUGUCCCUGUGCUUCGCUGGCUUUCCCCUGAUGUGCGGCUGGACCUGCAUAGCCGUAGCCGUGAGCGUCGAGUGGCUGUACGCCGCCCGGAUACUAUGCGGCUUCGCCAUGGGCAUGAUCUGGACGACCCUGUCGCUCUAUCUGUCCGAGAUAGCCGACCCCGAGAUCCGUGGCUCUUUGGUUUUGUGGAACAUAACGACGCAGUCGAUCGGCGUGUUCUUGGGAAACUUGAUGGGUCCGUACAUCUCGAUGAAGGUGUACGCCUACAUCAGUCUCGUGCCGAACGUCCUGUUCCUUCUGCUGUUCCCACUGAUACCGGACUCGCCCUACCGGCUCAUCAUGAUCGGCAACCUGGACAAAGCCGAGAAGUCUCUCAGGUGGUUCCGACGCAGACAAGACGUUAAGCAGGAACUGUUGGAGCUACAGGACUACGUCAGCACGUCCAAGGUCUCGCUCGUAGAGAGACUCAAAGAAUUUAAGGAAGCCAGAUACCGGCGCAGCUUCCUCAUGAUGUUCCUAAUCAACAUCUUCAGUUACUUCGGCGCGUUCAACGUGAUCAACAACUACAUGGAGAUAAUAGUGACGAAGAGCCAGGUCAGCAUCACGCCCAGCAUCAUAGUCACCGUUACCGGCGGUUUCUCCAUCCUUUCGGGCCUCUUGUCUACUUUUCUAGUCGACAGCUUAGGUCGACGCUUCCUCCUGAUAGGCUCGAGCCUGGGCAUGGCUUUAUCGCUGACCGCACUGGGUCUGCACUUUCAACUGCUCGACCUUGGAUACGACCCAGUUUAUCUGACCUGGUUACCCUGCAUCAUUCUACUAGUCUAUACAGUGUCCUACAGCGCAGGCUGUGGGUGUAUCCCUAGCGCCCUCGUCGGUGAACUCUUCUCGCCGAGACUCAAGACCAUCGCGAGUUUGAGCUUCUCCGGAACAUCGGCCGUGUUCUCGACCAUGUCCACCGGCUCCUUUGUGCCAUUUUUGAAUCUUGUAGGACCAAGCUACUUGUUUUGGUUCUACUCAGUCGGUAUAUACGUGUCGGUAAUUUACUACUGGUAUUUCGUGCCCGAGACCAUGGGCAAGAGUCUUCAAGCCAUUCAGACAGAAUCGAAAAAGUGAUUCGACUUAUGUUAACUGUUGUAAUCAGUGCGCGUGAUAUAGACAUGUAUAAAUAAAAAUUUAAUUGUGCGAGAAAUCGCUGAUUAAGUGACUGCAUUCGAUAAAUUUACUUUUCGAUCGUUUGUAAAUAAAUAUUGACGCCGCUUGUAAUUAAAAUAGCGUUGAAAUUCAACUGCGGCUUCUUUUGAUGGACAAUUUCGACCUCGCGCUCGAUACAAGCUUAAUGAAAUUGUCAUGUGAGAAUAUACACAUAAGUAUCGAUUACAAAUAAUAACACUGGUCGUACUCCGUUUUACCGAAUUGGUUUUUUUUGCGCACAACGCCGAGUAACGAGGUGAUUGAUUUCGUUUUUCCAGUCAAAUGAAAGAGUGAUUAAAUGUUAAAAGCUUGUACAUAGUAUGACUAGCUUGCUUUUCUGACAUUGUAAAUAUGAUAUUGUUUUUUACAAAUAAAAAAAUUAUUUUACGAAUG